GAUAGUGAGGGCACGCGUGUGUGAUUCGCUCCAAGUAUGGGGCUGGCUUUUCCAAAGUGGAGUGGAAUUUAAUAGUGCGAAAGUGUUUGUCGAGAUAACAGUGGUUUCUUGUGGCAAUAAUGCCGGAGUCUGAAAAGUCGUUAGACCUUAAGCUUCACAGUCCAGCUGGUGUGGAGCCGAUAAUAUUUCACUGGCCGCUGACAUCGGGUUCAGGAGCGGAUAAACAUGAUGGCGCUUACGAGAUCGUGGAGACCAUACGAUGGGUGUGCGAGGAUAUACCAGAGCUCAAGAGAGCCAUGGAAGUCAACAUUCUCUCCGACUACGAUACUCGCAGUUACGAGAGCAUGAGGCAGCUGUGCGACAAGUACAACCGUGCCAUCGACUCCAUUCUUCAGCUGGUGAGUACCGAGAAGGGGACUAGUCUGCCUGCUGCUCGUCUCAACAAGCGUCCAUCUCGGGGAAUGCUGAAGCACAUCCUAACACAAAUCUACAACCAAGCCGUCGUUGAUCCUGAGAAGCUCAAUCAAUAUGAACCUUUCUCACCUGAGGUAUAUGGUGAGACGUCGUAUGAGUUGAUCUGUCAGAUGAUUGACCAGAUCCAUAUUACGGAGGAUGACACGUUUGUGGAUUUGGGUUCGGGUGUUGGUCAAGUCGUACUGCAGAUGUCUGCACUUACACCUUGCAAGAUCUGUAUUGGAAUUGAAAAGGCAGACACUCCUUGCAGAUAUGCCAUUGAAAUGGACCGUCUGUACACCAAGUGGAUGAGAUGGUAUGGCAAGCAGCACAGUGAGUACAAGCUCUCAAAAGGAGACUUCUUAAAGAAAGAACACCGGGAAGUCAUCACCGGUUCUUCCAUAGUCUUCGUCAACAACUUCGCCUUCGGCCCAAAUGUAGAUCACAUGCUCAAGGAAGUCUUUGCCGACCUCAAGGAUGGGGCUCGCAUUGUUUCGUCUAAAUCUUUUUGUCCUCUUAACUUCAGAAUAACUGAUAGAAACCUAAGUGAUAUCGGGACCAUCAUGCAUGUGUCGGAACUGUCACCACUCAAGGGCUCGGUAUCCUGGACAGGGAAACCUGUCUCCUACUACCUCCAUAUUAUUGAUCGUACCAAGUUGGAGCGCUAUUUCCAAAGACUUAAGAACCCCAAACUGAGGGAGGAUGAGGCUCCUAGUGUGCGCAGAGUUCGGAGGGACCUCACCAAGGCCUCGCUUAAUUCUGAAACUUCCUCUAACAACUCCUCUGACCAAAAUAAGGAUCUUGAUGACCCGGUGAUUGGCCCAACAACCAGGCGUGCAUGGAAUGACUGGUGUUCUAGCUCAACUAUCAUAAAUUCCUCUUCGUCUGCCAAAACCACCCCAAAGGGUUCAUCUUGUCGAAGCUCAGCUGAUGAGAAUGACGAAAAUGUCAACAAUGGUGCGACUCGACAUGCGAAUGCAGGGAAAAGACGGAGAAAUACUCAGAGAAGAGCCGCUGCUUCCAAACCAUCUAUUGUGGAUGAGCCAGAUCCUCCUGUGGCGCCCCGAGUGCAGAGACGAACCACCAUCAGCAGACGAGGUGGGAAAAGAGGUCAGAGAACGAGCAAGAAGCCUAUCAAAAUUAAUGGUUUGGAUCUCCUACAUACGCAGACACUACUCAGCACAACGGAAGUGGUCCACAGCCAGCGCAGACAGUUGGAUGCUAUGGCUUUGACUGGGAGGUGCCACUUAACGAAAGCAGAGAAAGGUACUGCAGGAAAGCAGACAUCAUACCAAGAGCCUGCACCUGGCUGCGUUGAUCAGAAGUUGUCCCUCUUUACAUCAUCCACAGUUGGAGGCGUGAUACGGCAUGAGGAAUUGCCCAUUCCUCCAAAGGCAGACACGCCAUAUGCCCUAGAGGUUCUCCUGGAUGUAUUCCGUCAGCAGUUCCUUAACAUGUUGGAUACCAUCAAGAAUCCUGAUUACAAAGACUAUGUUUUACAACAGAUUGAGGUAGAAAAGGAAAAGAACAAGUCUUUGAAAUCACGAGCAGCCCAGCUUGAAAGACAGAUCAAGGUUCUCAUUGAUGAUUCAGUUGCUCUGUUAAGAUCUCGCAUCUCAGAACUGGGUAUGACAGCUGCAAAUCCAGAAGACCUUCUAAACAGAGCUAAGGAGAUUGUGUGGCGCCACAAGGAGCUUCAAGCAAAUGUUUCAUCCCUUCAACAACAAGUAACAACUGCUGAGGAAGAAAAGGAGCGACUUGUAAGACUAAGAAAACAUGAAAUGAUUAACAAGUACCAGAGGAAUGGACAUGUUAAUGGAGUGAACCUUGACAUGUCCAACUUAACGCAAGAGUUCAUCCUGCGAGAGAUUUCUCAGACUCUGUCACAGAGAAAGAAGCUUCACACUCAGGUUUCAAGAUUGGAAUCUGAGGUCAAUAAUCUGGAAAGUUCAUCACCGGAGGCUGCAAGAAACCAGAACCUGGGGCAACGCUCUGAUAAGUCACCAGGGAGGCAUAAGACCAGGCAUAGAAGCCGCAACCAGGAAUGGCCGAACAUUCCUGAUGUGGGAAAAAUUGAGGAGAAAAAUCCUGAAAUUUUAGCUCAGAAGAUCCUAGAGACUGGGAGGCAAAUUGAAGCUGGAAGGUUCCCUGUACUUCCUGCUGGCACAGAAGUUAGAGUACAUGAAGGCAGAUUACCUGUCAACAGUGAAGCUGCACGUAUGCAACAUCCCACAGAUGGAAGACCAACAGAAGUGAGGACACAGUCAAUACCUGUGAGUCAAGAAGGUGGCCGUGUUGUGGUGCUGGCUCAGAGAUCGUUACCAAACAAUACCCUGACAGCAAAGGUUGAGGUGACUAGUCAACCAGAGACAAAAUACCAGCCGCCUCCAGUUCGACCUCCUUCAGAAAAGAACCAAAGAACUUUCUCAAUGGUACGGGCUCAGGAACCCCCAAGAGUGGCGGACUUUGAAGAUCGUUUGAAGCUGAUUAUUACAAAUGUCCUUAAUGAAGACAAGCCUCCUGCUCUGCAGCAGAGACCAUCUCCCGUCCCAGCCCAGUUACACCAGUCCUAUUCAUUGCUUGGGGCAAACAGUCAGGAGCUGAAAAAAGAGAUGAGAGAAAAGAGAGGUGAGAUUCGAGAAAUAAAAGAAUUAAAAGAGUCAAAAAUUGGUCAGCCAGACUACACGCAGGUCUCCCCAGCCAAACUAGCCCUGCGGCGUCACCUUUCUCAGGAGAAGCUUGCAUUGGAAUGUGGACCUCCUGGCUCACUCAAAAUUCAACCCAUCACCAGAAAUGUUGGAGAUCUUAUCAGUAGUGAAGUAGAGCGAUCAUUGGAAAUCUCCUCCCAAUCUACUGGCAGUUCUGCUGUUGACAUGACCAUAGCAGGAAAAUCCAUUUCUCCACGUCCAAAUUCACGGAUAGCAAGAAUAGUGGAAGAGAGUUAUGGCAAACCCCACACCCCUGAUAGUGGUGAUGGUCGCCAACAGUCUCCAGCGUUGCGGAUGGUCUACUCGCCCAUCUCGAGGCCAAACAGCACUGAGAGCCUGCCCUCUACACCACAACCACCACAGGCAAUGGAAGGCUUGAUGUACCCUCGAGUCAAGUCUCCUCGGGGCCAGCCAUUUGAGGAGAAGCCACACAUGCCCCCACCAGUACCAUCGCCUGGUCGAGAUGGGCUAGAGGCCCGUCUAGCUUCCAUGUAUGGGACCAAGUGCCCACCACCUCCUUCAACCCCUCCCACCAGCCAGGCCACUCCCCCCUUGCCUUCAGGGGAUAGUAAUAAGAGCAGAUAUGUGCCACUUCCAAGGGCAGAAAUAUCACCUAUCCCUCACCACAUGAAUGAAAACAGAGGCUUACCAGUGGAGGGUCCUGUGGAGGGACUUGCUGCAACCCUUCAUGCAAGAUUUGUCAGUAGACCGCACCUUCAAACAAAAGUAAAGGUCAAGGAGGAACCUAUUGAUGUGAGAAGUCAAGAGGACGACCGAAUGAAGCGCAAGAUGAGAUCCCCCCCUCCGCUGCCUAUGACCAUCCCACCCAAGAAGCAGCACUACUCGGAAGGUCUCCCACCCUCUUCCAAUGCGUCUUCAGUCAUGAGUCCGCCAUCGUCCAUGUCCUGUGUCCCAGUCACUCUGCCAACAGCCUCCCAGUCGUCCUCUUCCAAUAAACCCUCCAUUAUUGUCAGUCACCCUACCACCAGCCAGUUGAAGACAGAACCACUGGACAAGAAAAUAGAUGGAUUUGAGAGAAGUGAUUCUCCACUUCAGAAAUGGCAAGAUAAAAUCAACAGUGGAUUUGACAAGCUGGUUGCCUUUGCAUCAGAAGUAGAUAAACGACGAAAGUCAACUGAAGGCACUUCCCCAAGGCAAGAAGGUUUUGCAUCUCCAAGAUGCACAGAACGGAGGCCUACUCUAACAGCAGAGCCUCCGCACCCACUAGAACGUGAUACAGCAAAUUUUCGUGCCAGGCAAGAGGAUGAGGAAGUAAUCCGGAGCAGUGACCCAGCAGGGCCCCGUCCAUACUCUCCUCAUUCUCCGCCAAGACUUUCUCCCAGUCCCAUUCCUCAUGGGCGUCCGCCAACACCCCAGUCACCCAGGCCUCCCAUGAGAACACCUCCGAUCUCAUCACCACCUCCAACCCCCUCACCUGAUAGGUGUGGUGGAGAAUCUCCAAGCCUUUUUCCUCCAAGAGGAGGAGAAACUCCACCCUACUUACCUCCAGACUUGGAAACUACUCGACUUGUAUCGCCUGUUACAUCACCUUCAGAACAUGGCAUUUACCACCACCAUUUCAAGAAGAAGUUCUAUCAUAAGGAGCGGAUAAGUCCCCUUGAAACAGACCAUCAUCAUCACCACCACCACAACCACACACAUCACGGCAAGUUCCGUCCCAAAGGCAAAGACUGGCAGUGGAGGAAUCGGUCAUCGCAUCAUCAAUCAUCCCAUCACCACCAUAGCCGAAGGUCCCCUCCAGCACCGUCGUCUCAUCAGCUGCCAUAUGUGAACACCUCUCACAACCACCAUAACCACCAUCGUCACUCUUCUGCCUACCCACCAUCUGUACCACGUCACCAUCAUAACCACCACCAGUUGGUGGCUGCAGCAGCACCUUCACAGAGAUCGCAAGGCCCACCCCCACAAGGCCAAUAUUAUCAUUAGUUGUGGCUGUGUGGAGCAGAGGGUUUGUUCACCGGGUGGCAGUGUGCAGUAUUCAAGAACACCACAAACACCAAUGCCAAGACUGUAGAAUGGCCACUUGGUAUACAAGCCUUUGUGUAAAUGUUUAGUCACUUCAGGAUUAAGUUGCCUAAACUCUUAUGAAUUUUGAAGAAAAUACUAAAGAUAAUGAAUUACAAACAAAAUAACACAAAUAAUCAAUUACAGACAAAAUAACAAAAAAUAAGUAAUUACAAACAAAAUCACUAUAAAUUAUGGCAUAGCUGCAAGUGGAUCUCUUGUCCUUAGGUUGGAGGUUUUGAAAAUCUAUGGCCGAGUUGAAAAAUGAUUGGAUGACUCUUUGAACAUAAGUUAGAGGAAGUGGGAAUUGUGUAAUUAGAAUUUUAGGUUACCCAUUACAUAGUUACAAUUGCCACUAAAGUCAUAGUAAAAAAAAAGAAGUUUGGUUUGUGCAGAAACCAGAUAGGUAUAUAACUUAGGGACCUUUAUGUUCAUAUAUGAUUGUUCUACAGGUUAACUUUUCCCUCAUACAUUACAGUUUUCCUAUGGGUUAUCACCAUUAUUACACGUAAGCAAAUCUGGGCAUAGAUAAUGAGUAUAAUACCCAUCACGAAUGGCAUUAUUGUUUUAUGUUCAUAAAAAAGUCUUCACAGGGUCAGGUUCCUAAUUGUUAUAUAUGAAAUAUUUAUAUGGGUACUUCACUGACUGAUGAAUUCAUUACAACACAUGUUUGAUCACAGGCUUUUCCCCAUCGGUCAGCCCAUCGAAAAUUCAAAGAGGAGACAGUUUAUAUUCUGAUAUCAUUAUUUUAUGAUAGCCAACAUAGUCAGAAAUGAUUGUACUGCCAAUUAGAGGGCCAUCUAAUAAUCCAUACACAUUUAUGUAACACUGAUGCUAGCAGCCUUGCAUAGACAAAUUUGUGGAUAAAGUGAAACAGAAUCAUAGCCCUGUUCAUUAGAUUACCAAUGAAAACUUGAUUGAUAUCUUGAAAGUUUGCAAGUUUUUAAUUCAAGUUCAUAACUGUUGGGUUCCUUGGAAGGCAAUUUUGGAUAUAUUUAUAUUUCUCAUAAGUUUCAUUUUUUUUUUUUUUUUUUUUUCCUAUAAAAACCUUUACAGUCCUGAAUAUAUAUAUGAUUUUUUU
Molecule: messenger RNA, 6267 nt
Organism: Penaeus chinensis
Lineage: Eukaryota; Metazoa; Arthropoda; Malacostraca; Decapoda; Penaeidae
Gene: gpp
Product: histone-lysine N-methyltransferase, H3 lysine-79 specific-like
Exons: 19
Coding region: 120-5108 (1662 amino acids)
Biological process (GO): regulation of transcription regulatory region DNA binding; DNA repair; DNA damage checkpoint signaling
Cellular component (GO): nucleus
Molecular function (GO): histone H3K79 methyltransferase activity
Source: RefSeq, a predicted model, not a curated record